AUGUCUGAACCUCUGAAAGGCUCUAAUACCUCUAAAUUUCAAGUCUCUGAAUUCAUCCUGAUGGGAAUUCCAGGUAUUCACAGCUGGCAACACUGGCUCUCCUUACCACUGGCAUUACUCUACCUCUUAGCAAUUGGUGCUAAUAUCCUCAUCCUCAUUACCAUCUUCCAGGACCCUGUUCUACAGCAGCCCAUGUACUACUUCCUCGGCAUCCUCUCUGUGGUAGACAUGGGUUUGGCUACCACCAUCAUGCCCAAGAUUUUGGCCAUCUUCUGGUUUAAUGCCAAAGUCAUCAGCCUCCCUGAGUGUUUUGCUCAGAUUUAUGCCAUUCACUGUUUUGUUGGAAUGGAGUCUGGGAUAUUCCUUUGUAUGGCUUUUGAUAGAUAUGUAGCCAUUUGCCACCCCCUUCGCUACCCAUCGAUUGUCACCAGUGAUUUAAUCUUAAAAGCUACACUGUUCAUGGUCCUUAGAAAUGGAUUAUUUGUCAUUCCUGUGCCUGUACUUGCAGCCCAGCGUAAUUAUUGUAACAAAAAUGAAAUUGAUCAUUGCCUGUGCUCUAAUCUUGGGGUCACAAGCUUGGCUUGUGAUGAUAGGAGGCCAAAUAGCAUUUGUCAAUUGGUUCUGGCAUGGCUUGGAAUGGGAAGUGAUCUAAGUCUCAUAUUAUUGUCAUAUAGUUUGAUUCUGCGCUCUGUACUUAAACUUAAUUCUGCCGAAGCUGCAUCCAAGGCUCUGAGCACGUGUAGUUCCCAUCUCAUUCUUAUUCUCUUCUUUUACACAGUUGUUGUGGUAGUUUCAAUAACUCACUUGAGGGAAACUAAGGCUACUUUGAUUCCAGUUCUACUCAAUGUGCUACACAAUGUCAUUCCCCCUUCCCUCAAUCCCAUGGUUUAUGCACUUAGAACUAAAGAACUUAGAGCAGGCUUUCGAAAAGUGUUCCAUUUGAGCAUUGAAAAUAAAAUAAGACAUUAG
This is a messenger RNA of Suncus etruscus (white-toothed pygmy shrew), 969 nucleotides long. Its product is annotated as olfactory receptor 56B1. The coding region runs from base 1 to 969 and encodes 322 amino acids. The transcript has a single exon. The record is from RefSeq and is a predicted model, not a curated record. Gene Ontology annotation, biological process: G protein-coupled receptor signaling pathway. Lineage: Eukaryota; Metazoa; Chordata; Mammalia; Eulipotyphla; Soricidae. Gene Ontology annotation, molecular function: olfactory receptor activity; G protein-coupled receptor activity. Gene Ontology annotation, cellular component: membrane.